AUGAAGCCCUGGACGGCCCUUUUCCUGCUUUUGUCGGUCGUGUCCGGCGUACUGUCCGCACAGUCAACCCCGGACAAGUUUGCAAGAUAUCAAUCCCUGUCUCGCUCGGGGCCUGUUGAUCUGGAUAGCGCAUCAUAUGAGGAAUUGACUUCGGAACCUCGAGACUACUUUGCUGUGGUGAUUUUAACUGCCACAGAUGCUCGUUUUGGCUGCCUUCUGUGCCGUGAUUUUGAACCAGAAUGGGAUUUGAUUGCACGAAGCUGGAAUAAGGGUACCAAGCCCGAUGAUCUGAAGGUGGUCUAUGGAACACUUGACUUUGAUAAUGGAAAGGCAGUCUUCCAAAAGCUCAUGCUUCAAACUGCGCCUGUGUUGCUUGUUUUCCCUCCAACCAUCGGUCCAUUUGCCAAGGUGGAAGGAGAUCCUCUUCGAUUCGAUUUCACCGGCCCGAUUUCCGCCGACCAGAUCUACUCCUGGAUCGAACGUCAACUUCCCGACGGUCCAAAGCCCCCACUUGUUCGACCUAUUAACUAUAUGCGCAUUGUGACGACAAUCACCAUUCUGAUGGCUUCCGUCACUGUCACUGCGGUACUGUACCCAUAUGUGCUGCCAAUUGUGCAGAAUCGGAACUUGUGGGCUGCAAUCAGCUUGAUCGCCAUUCUGCUGUUCACAAGUGGACAAAUGUUCAAUCACAUUCGGAAGGUUCCAUAUGUUGCAGGUGAUGGACGAGGUGGCAUUAGCUACUUUGCUGGCGGUUUCCAGAAUCAAUUUGGGAUGGAGACACAGAUUGUGGCUGCUAUCUAUGCUGUCCUUUCCUUUGCUACAAUCGCACUUGCGCUAAAGGUUCCUCGCAUGGAAGAUGUCAAAGGUCAGCAGCUAGCUGUCUUAAUCUGGGCAGCUGUUCUUUUUGGGACACUGGGUCUUGCCAUAUACAUGGCUAAACCCGGUGAUGCCCGCAUGGGCAAGAUCCUGACUUCGUCGGCGACAGGCACAACGUUCUUGAUCAUGAUUCAAUUAGCCUCCAGGAUCUUCACCUUUGCCUCAAACCAGCUGAUUCUGCGCACACUUUCGCCAGUUGUACUCGGGAUAGCAGCCCAGCUCGAGCUUUUCCAAAUUUCGAUUUUGUAUUUCUCAAGAGAGAGCAUUCGAGUGGCCAUUCAAAGACAGCCAAUGUCAUCUUCAACCAAGAGCAAAAGUCAACCCGGUCAAGCAAACGAUACAGAGUCUUUGGCAUCUCAGGCAGUGGUGAACGUAUCUUAUCUGAGUCUUGCUCUUGGUAUCCCUGCAACUCUGUUUUUCACUAUUCUAUAUCAGCGCUUUGUGUCAGAUGAGGCUUCAAAAAUCGCAUUCUUCCACCUCAGCGUGGCAAUUACCGGUCUUGCAGCUCUCAUAGAACUCAGUAUUGAGCCAUUCUUUGCGGUGGUUCAACAGCAUAUGUUGUAUGAGAAGCGUGCUACCGUGGAGAUGCCAGCAGCAUUUCUUAGGAGUUUUGUAACAUCUGUUGCCUUCAUUUACAGCUCUCGGGCCAACUAUAACCCUGGUGUGGUCCCAUUUGCGCUAGGUCACCUCGUUUAUUCGUUUGCGCUCCUUUUUGGCUAUUCUUUGGUCUUACUGACGGGACCAAGGGAUAAGCAAUUCUCUUUCUUGUUAACACGCGUGCAAUCCAGUGAUCCAUCAAAAUAUAUCCUGGGACUGUUCUCGCGCCGAUUAACGUCACUUGCUGCUAAUGUGUUUUUCCAAUCUUUGGUGAAGCAUUUGCUCACGCAAGGCGACACCAUGAUGCUUGCAGCCCUUUCAGGGCUAGAAGACCAAGGUAUAUACUCCCUUGCAUCAAAUUACGGUGGUCUUGUUGCACGUAUCAUCUUCCAGCCACUGGAGGAGAGCAGCCGGAACCUAUUUUCAACCCUCAUGAGUCCAAAUGAGAGCGGGAAGCUGAGUCGCAUGCAAAUCCGCACGGCCAAAAAUCAUCUUGUAGACAUUCUGCACGCCUACCAGCUGUUCUCAAUUCUUAUUUUCCCAUUGGGGCCCAUGAUGGUUCCACAACUGCUGCAUAUCCUAGGAGGUCGCCAGUGGGCUUCUCCAAAAGUUGGGGAUUUGCUUUCAGUCUACUGCUACUAUAUUCCAUUUCUGGCACUCAAUGGAAUCACCGAAGCAUUUGUAUCAUCAGCAGCUAAUCCUAGCGAGAUUCGGCGACAAACAGGGUGGAUGGGUGUCUUCUCCGCCUGUUAUGCUGUCGCAGCCUACACGUUCCUUGAGCUAGGAAAUCUGGGCGCUUACGGAUUGGUCCUGGCUAACAUCGUGAAUAUGUUUGUUCGGACUCUUUGGAGUUUCAGCUUCAUUACAUCUUACCUCCACCGACAUGGAGAACAUCUCCCCGCAAGCGAAGUAGCCAUCCGACCUGCUAGCUUCAUCAUUGGAGCUUUAGCCAGUGCAAUCGUGACUCAACAAACACUCGAGAACUCACGGCUAGGAUUUUUCCAAGUUUGUGCUUGUAGUGGCAUAUAUGUUCUUGUGAUGUAA
Penicillium antarcticum is the source of this 2517-nucleotide messenger RNA. RefSeq lists its product as uncharacterized. The record is from RefSeq and is a predicted model, not a curated record. Bases 1 to 2517 code for a protein of 838 amino acids. Gene Ontology annotation, biological process: dolichol-linked oligosaccharide biosynthetic process; glycolipid translocation. Gene Ontology annotation, cellular component: endoplasmic reticulum membrane. NCBI's taxonomy places the organism in Eukaryota, Fungi, Ascomycota, Eurotiomycetes, Eurotiales, Aspergillaceae. The transcript is spliced from 6 exons.